Exophiala spinifera is the source of this 789-nucleotide messenger RNA. RefSeq lists its product as uncharacterized. The record is from RefSeq and is a predicted model, not a curated record. Bases 1 to 789 code for a protein of 262 amino acids. The transcript has 3 exons. Gene Ontology annotation, cellular component: cytoplasm; membrane. NCBI's taxonomy places the organism in Eukaryota, Fungi, Ascomycota, Eurotiomycetes, Chaetothyriales, Herpotrichiellaceae.
AUGCUUGAACCGUCUCGAAAAAGGUUCCUGGCCUGGCUGAAUAGUCAAUACAUCUAUGGAAGGAUUCCUCUGCUUCAUACAAUAAUCCUAUUUGUAGAGCUAGCCAUGGCCGCCCGCCUGAUUGCCAAGUUCAAUUCCUACUAUGCUCAGAAACCGGUUCUGACGACCAUGAUCACGAAUGCCAUUCUUGGUGGCAUUGCAGACACGACCGCCCAGACAAUAGCAGCCUUCCGAACGAGACAGGCCCUCCUGCCUACGAGCGAUCCGAGAUCCUUCAUUUCUUCAGGUGUGGAAUUAGAAGACCUCAAUGAAAAGCCCGCAAGGUUGUCACCAGACCUGUCCCCCCGGCACACUGGUCCGCAACCGUUUGAUUUCGAGCGAUUGACAAGAUUCAUGUCCUAUGGCUUCCUCAUGACGCCGCUUCAAUUCCUGUGGUUUGGACGGCUCACAAAAUGGUUUCCUAUCACGCCGAAAAGUGGAACAGUGCCUGCAAUCAAACGGAUGGCCGUGGACCAACUCAUAUUUGCUCCGUUCGGUCUGUCCUGCUUCUUCACGUUUAUGACCGUGGCCGAAGGGGGUGGAAAGAGAGAAAUCUCCAGGAAAUUUCAAGAUGUCUAUCUGCCGACGCUGAGAGCAAAUUGGAUCCUCUGGCCUACUGUGCAACUAAUCAACUUCCGGUUGAUGCCUUUGCAGUUCCAGAUUCCGUUCGUGAGUACGGUUGGAAUCGCUUGGACAGCCUAUCUGAGUUUGACGAAUUCGAGCGAAGAUGAAGUCCUUCAGCGCCAAUGA